GAAAGAAAUGGGUGUCUUAAUUUAAGCCUGAUAUCUGGAAGGCGAAUAUCUCUACUUAAAUAUUUUUUUCCCGGUCACCUGGACAUUUAAACCAAAUACACGUGCAGGUUUGAAACACACUCUGUAUCAGGGGUGGCCGGUAACCAGACGCCGUCCCCGGGUGUUCUCGUGCGGGGGGCCGGUGUUUGACCGGCAGCGGAGCAGGCAGCGGGUCCUGCGGCAGGAAAAAGCGCCAACUUCUGCUGCAGCGACCCGAUGGUGGAACUCUCGGUGCGCGGCUCCUAAACUGCUCCUCCCGGGACGUUUACCGAACUGUGCCGUGGCAUGACUCGCUCGGAGGAGUGCUGCUCUAUCUCAGUAGAUAAUUAAUCACGCCGUCCGAGCUGCCGUGAAGAAAGAUGCCAGGUCUGCAGGGUGAGGAUGUGGUGGCGGCGCUGGGCAGCCCUAUCAAGAAGAGCAAACUGUCUCUGAGGUUCUUCCAGAAGAAGGAAGCUAAACGGGUGCUGGAUUUCUCUGAGCCUCCAGCAGAUGAACCUAAAUCAUCUGACCUAACGGAGCAUGAGGACAGCAGCGGGGAUCAGGUGGUUCCUAAUCCUCUUCCAUGUCCAGAGUCACCUUGUCUCCUUCCGUCAUGUGAAAAGAGGGAGAACUUGGUGCCAUUUGUGGGCUUCAACAACCUGGGCAACACCUGCUAUUUGAACAGUAUCUUACAGGUUCUUUACUACUGUCCAGGGCUCAGAGGAGGCAUAAAGAAACUGUACGAACUGUCCAAAAGAAAAGACAAACCAGGGGAAGAAACGAGUAAAAGUAAAGAGCAGGCAGAAUAUGUCGCCGAGUCCUUGCCAGCUCACGUUGAGCUGUUGCAAAGCUUCAACAGUCUGAUCACAUCAGUGGAGCAGCUGCAGUCCAGCUUCCUGCUCAACAUUGACAGCUUCAGUGACGGAGAGCUCUCCACACCGCCUCGAAAGAUACUGCACACGCUCAGGCAGCUGAACCCCAUGUAUGAAGGCUAUCUUCAGCAUGAUGCGCAGGAGGUGCUGCAGUGCAUUUUGGGAUACAUCCAAGAGGCCUGUGACACCAUCAGGAAGGAGCAGAACCUGGAAAACGAGGGUGACGACGCACUAGAAGUCAAAAUGGAGAAUGGUAUUAAUUUGGGUUCCAGCGUUGCUGGAACAGAUCCCUCAGAGAACAAUACUACCACAGACGAGGACGGCCAAGUCAGCGGCAAGAGAAAGAGUGACACUGAGGUGGGAAAUGCCAAGAAGAAGCCAAAAUCUGUCAAGUCUAAGAAGUCUGAUGUGGAGGAAGACAACAGUGGUAGAAAUCUACCCUUCACACGCUCCAAAAGGAAGUCCUCCAGUGACAUCAUGGUGGACAGCACCCAAGAUAAAGGUGGAGCAGAGGAGGAGGAGGCGGUGAAGAAGCUAAAUGGGAAGGAGGAUGGUGGGAGUGAUGGUGAGGGGAAAGGUGAAAAGACGUCUAAAGAGGCAGAGGGGAAGAGGAAGAAACGCACUAAGCUGAGCUGGUUGAGGCCUUCUGGGAAACAGCCAAGUAUUUUCUCCAAGUUCCUUAGCGUGGGGAAGAUCAGCUCCAUUAACACGAAGAACCAGAUUAAGGUGGAGCAGGAGAACGGGCAAGGCGACGAGCAAAGUCCGAAAGAGAAGAGCAGUGAUGAGAAAUCACAACAAAACGUGGCUGAAGAUGAGAAAGUGAAACAUCAAGACGGCCUGGACCUGUUAGAGCGCCUGUUCCAGGGUCAGCUGGUUCUGAGGACUCGUUGUCUGGAGUGUGAGAGCUUCACGGAGAGGAGAGAGGACUUCCACGACAUCAGUGUCCCCGUGCUCGAUGAGCAACCCAGCAGCCCUGACGAUCUCUCUGAGGUUUCUCCAGACCCAAAACCCGAGCUGAGGACUCUGAAAUGGGCCAUUGGCCAGUUUGCUUCAGUGGAGCGCAUCGUUGGAGAGGACAAAUACUUCUGUGAGACCUGUCUCCACUACACAGAGGCAGAGAGAAGUCUUCUGUUUGACAAAACUCCUGAAGUCGUCACCAUUCAUCUGAAACGCUUCUCUGCCAACAGUUUAGAUCUGGACCCAUAUGCUGGCCUCUCUAAAGUGAAUACUCCCUUGCAGACACCUUUUACCUUGUCUCUGGAGGAGUGGUGCACACGUCCCUCCACUAAAGGACAACACUACCAGCUGUUUGCUGUGGUCAUGCACAGCGGUGUCACCAUCAGCAGUGGCCACUACACCGCCUACGUCCGCAUGUCUGAUCUGAAAGAUGUGGAGCUCUGGCCGCAGGGCAAAGAAGAAACAGAAAAGGGGAAAGAGGAGGAAAAGGACAGCAAAGAGGUAGUGCAGUCGAAAGAGGAAGUGUUGGACUACAAUGAUGGUGAAGUGUCCUUCAGUCUCAGAGCGAGGGGACAGAGGGGUGCAAGUUUGGCAAGCAGCAAAACGGGGGGUAAAAAGUCAGAGGGUACGGUGGGACUGUUGGGCGGCCAGAGGAGUUUGUCCAGUUAUGAGCUGGGGAGCAGCAGCAGCAAACACACAGAUAAAGCAGUCAACAGUGCAGCAGCAGAGGGAUCGAAACGCAGGAAGACGAUCAGUCUGGGCCAAAACACAGAAGCGGGUCCAAAAAGGGAGCCUGAGGAGGGAGAGGAGGCAUUGCUGCCCUUUUGUGGUGGGGUGGGGGCCACAGAGCAGCAGGCACUGAAUUCCCUACUGGAGUACGAAGGCAAAUGGAUGCUGUUUGAUGACUCUGAGGUGCGUUUGUUUGAGGAGGAGGAUUUCCUGCGCGCCUGCUCUCCAGAGACGAUCUCCUCAUCAACGCCAUACCUGCUCUUCUACAGAAGAAUGCCUGAACCUGGUUGCUAACAUGAACACAAGGACUCAAGCGGGGGGUGCUGAUCAGGCUUUUUGGCUAGUAAGUGCUCAGAAAGGAAAGACGUUUGUAGUUUUUUGCUAUACUACAAACUCUGUCAAAAAAUACUAUGGCUGCCAUAUUUAGAACCUGAGCAGAAGCUCCUUUUCAGGCCAGAAACCAUCACACGGACUCUAGUUUGGGUUAGAAAUCAUAUAUUUCAGAAAUUACUUGAUUUGUCUUUCUUCGUGCCAUGGAUGAAUGUGGUACAAGAUGUUUUUGCUGUCCAUAGUGUUUCUUUGACACUGUCAUUGUCUUACCAUGUCCUCCUUUUUUCAUUUUUAUCAGUCAUUGAGUUUCUAUGGUUCCUUUUUACAAAAUGGAAAAGCACUUUAAACGAAAAUAUCAUCAAGUGAAAAUCGGAAACGCUGGAAAAUGCCCUUUCCGAGCUAGACGUUUGUCUAUAUUCUAUUAAAUUGGAUGCAGAGAAGACUGUCAGUGCUGUUUAUUCGGAAACAUCAUGCAACCCCAAAAGUCAAAUAAAACAAAUCUAUAUUCCCAAACACAUUCAUACUUUCUAUGAUGCCUGAUAUGGAUGUGAUCAAUGCAUGUGAAACCUGGAGUUCACGCUACACAGCAGCAGAAGCAGAUAUCUACAUAAAACACAGAAAAAUAUCUAAUAUACGACAAGCUUGCACAUAUUUUCUUAGAACUGCUAAAACGUUUAAUGUUUCUAUAGGGUGCAGUUUUAUGCUCAGCAUAUUCAAGACGCUGAUUCAGUUCGAGUAAAAUGCUCAUAAAAGUUCUUCAGUAGGCUGAUGGGUUGUUAUAAGAUUUUUUAGCAAGGUUGUGACCAUGGUUAUGCCAGAACGCCUUAUUCAUCUUUCAUAUCUUAUUUAGUGUGCAACGAACAAUUUUAGUAUUUGGAUGCAAAAUCUUUUAAAGGUCUGCUACCUAAAUCAGGUUAUGACUUAAGCUGUGAGGAGGAUGGGUCAGAGACUGGACAAUUUAAGUGUCCUUUUUUUGACACAUGAGAAACCAAAUAUUUGUCAGAAAAUUGUGAAAAAUUCUGUUUGCAAAUCUGUUUCAAUAACAGACCCAAAGAUAUUCCGUCUGCUAUUACAGAUCACUAAAACCAGAGAGUUUAUUUAAAUUACAAAAACAAUGAAUCAGUCAUCAACAUACAUGCCGAUAAAAAGAGAUCCUAGCAGCUUGUUUUGAAACUCACAGCCAUCACCUAGUUGUAUUUUAGAAAUUAAUUCAUGAGAAAGUUGAACAAACUCAAAAUAGUUGAGCGGUAAUCACAGUGGACAUGAGCAGAUUUUUAAAGUUUUUGAGAAGUUUGAAAGUCCAGAAUCUAAAAUACAACCACUCUUUCGAAGCGCAUUUCCACAGAUAGCCGUUGAAAAGUUUUAAUGUUUGUCUGCGCUCAGACUCCGAAAUGUCUGUGAGAUUACAUUGGAUCACAACUCUAUUUCGUUUUGUGCUAAAUAAUUGGUUUAUGCACAAUAUCCCAUUGCUUUUGUGUUAGAAAUAAGGACCCAGGUCAUAAGCUUAACCUGAGGUAAACAAUGUCACCUUUUACUGAAUGUGUCCUGAAGUUUCCAAUGCAGGUUCUUGUAUUUCACAAAAUGCUUUUUGACUUUUUUUAAUUGAUGAAACCAGUCAAAGUAAGUUUGUCCUUUAAACUGUACCUCAUCCCAAAUGUAAUUCAUUUUGACACUUUGGUACCACGACCAAUAAAGUUUUUACCUUUACCAAA
Molecule: messenger RNA, 4618 nt
Organism: Paralichthys olivaceus (Japanese flounder)
Lineage: Eukaryota; Metazoa; Chordata; Actinopteri; Pleuronectiformes; Paralichthyidae
Gene: usp1
Product: ubiquitin specific peptidase 1
Biological process (GO): protein deubiquitination
Cellular component (GO): cytosol; nucleus
Molecular function (GO): cysteine-type deubiquitinase activity
Source: RefSeq, a predicted model, not a curated record